Messenger RNA from Lactuca sativa (garden lettuce), 2437 nucleotides. RefSeq lists its product as uncharacterized. The record is from RefSeq and is a predicted model, not a curated record. NCBI's taxonomy places the organism in Eukaryota, Viridiplantae, Streptophyta, Magnoliopsida, Asterales, Asteraceae. Gene Ontology annotation, molecular function: 5'-nucleotidase activity.
CCCGCCCAGCUUCACUCCUCCUCCGUGAGUUCAUCAACAAACCACCACCCGCAAAAAGCAUAAAACCACCUCCACCCUCCGCUUACCACCAUCAUCCGCCACGGCCACGACUCACUGUGGUAACGUCCUCCGAACAACCGCCCAUACACGUGUGCCACCCCGCCAUUUUCACACAAACCCUUCUCAAAUACUAUUCCCCUGAAAACGAAGCGUGUUUUCAGGGGAAUCCGGUUCCGUCCAGAAAUGAACUAUCAUCAAAUUUCAAUUACGAAUCCUGCUAUUAAUCGCUAAAUUCCAACUGAUGUGCGUAAGCGCAUUUUGUUGAAGCGGUAUCUUGCAUCAUCAUCAUUAACAACACUGCCAGGUUGCAAUCGAACGUCAACACGAAUUGACACGACGAUGCUGCGUGUUCUCAUAUCGGAUUCCACUUGUCACGUUGAUCCACCGCCCCAGAAUGCCUUUAUUAGACAAGUGAUAAGAUGCGUCUACCCAAAACCCCCACCUCUUUAAUCUGUUUAUAUCUUCUCUACCCUUCGCAUUCCAGUUUUCCCCAAUUUGGUUCUUCAAUUGCCGAUUUAGGUUUUUCUCCUUCUUAAAACUUCCGCACUGCCAAAAGGAUCUGUAACUAGGAGCAAGUUGUGAAAUGGAUGGCUACAGCGCAGAUGGAGUUAUGUCAGGGAUACAAGGAACUAAUGGCUGUGGAGAUGCUCAGUUUCCAGGCUUAUGGUCAUCGCCUGAAGGAAGGCAAAACAUUGACAUAGGCAAACAGAUUUUCUGUAACAGUGCUGUGAAUAUGAAAAAUAUAGUUGCUGUUGGCUUUGAUAUGGACUAUACCUUGGCACAGUACAAGGCUGACACUUUUGAGUCCCUUGCAUAUGAUGGUACAGUUGAAAAGCUAGUAAGCAACUUGGGAUACCCUGCAGAGUUACUGAAAUGGUCUUUUGAUUGGACAUACAUGGUCAGAGGACUGGUUCUUGAUAAAAAGAGAGGAAAUAUACUGAAGAUGGACAGGCACAAAUAUGUGAAAGUAGCCUAUCAUGGAUUUAGGCUGAUAUCAAAGAAUGAAAAGGUUUCUACAUAUGGGAAUAGCUUUGUCCGAGAUGCAUUUGAUGGGCCUGACUAUGCACAUAUUGAUACCCUUUUCUCUCUAGCUGAAGCUUAUUUAUUUGCUCAGCUGGUUGACUUCAAGGAUAAUAACCCAGGGAAAAUACCAGAAGAAAAAGACUACUCUCAUCUGUAUAACGAUGUCCGCUCUGCUGUUGAUAUGUGCCAUCGUGAUGGAACUUUGAAGACAUUGGUUGCAAAAGAUAUAAAAAAGUAUAUCAAUGAGGACAACUCGAUAGUCCCGAUGCUCAAAAUGCUUAAAACUUCUGGUCGUGCUGUAUUCUUGGUGACAAACAGCCUCUGGGAUUACACAAAUGUUGUUAUGAAUUUUGUUUGUGGGACCCAGACGAAGAACGGUGACUCCUCUCCAAGUCUUGAUUGGCUCCAGCAUUUUGACUUUGUCAUCACUGGCAGUGCGAAACCAGGGUUUUUCCAUGAUGUAAACCGUGCUAAUCUUUUUGCUGUUGAGACGGAGUCAGGGAAGCUUAUCAAUACUGAUAAUGGCACUCCACUUGCUCAGGUGGGGUGCCCUGAUCUAGAUCUGCCAGAUCACAUCCCGAAGCAAUGCAAGGUUUUUCAGGGAGGCAAUGUGGGGCAUCUCCAUAAACUACUCAAUGUUGGCUCAAGCUCACAGGUUCUUUAUGUUGGAGAUCAUAUCUAUGGGGAUAUCUUACGCAGCAAAAAAAUUCUUGGCUGGAGGACAAUGCUUGUUGUUCCAGAACUUGAAAAGGAGGUUCAAGUUCUGGCAUCCUCACGUGACACUCGAAAGAAACUGCAACUGCUUAGGAGUGAGAGAGAUCAGAUUGAAGACCAGACUCAUCAUUUGAAGUGGUCCCUCGAGCAUGAGAAUCUGGAUGUUGGUGAAAAGGAAAAGAUCAGUGCAAAGCUUGAGGUGCUUGAGGGGCAGCGGGCACGUGUCCGGGCAGCUCAUCAAGAGUCUCAAAGGAUCUUCCACCAGAAGUUUCAUCCGGUGUGGGGCCAGCUGAUGAAAACAGGGUACCAAAACUCCCGCUUUGCACACCAGGUGGAGCGUUUUGCUUGUCUGUACACAAGUCAGGUGGGAAAUCUGGGGCUGUACUCCCCUGCAAAAUACUAUAGGCCUAGUGAGGACUUUAUGCCUCAUGAGGCCGACAUUCUCUGAUGCUUUUUCAGUUUCAUGUUUGAUGAAUAAGUAAAGUCUGUUUGUUGGGGUGUUUAUGUUUAUGAUGUUAAGUAAGUAUGGUUGUUGUAGCAACCGAGACGAUGGAUGAUAUGCUGUUGUGUUGUGUCUUUUUGGAGGUUUUACGUACUCUUAUGUUAUGUUGUGAAAUAAUAAUACUCGCAGACUUUCUCA